AUGACAACUACUACAAAUGAAAUAAUUCCAACAACAUCAUCAUCAUCAUCAUCUUCUUCAUCACGAAUGGCAACGAGAUCAACAACUAUAGCAUCAAGAACAACAAAUAAUAAAAAUGGUUAUGAACGUCUUACACAAUUAUAUCCACAUGUUGGUGAUGAUAUACAUUUACCAAUGAAAUGGAAUAGUAAAGAGAAAGUACAAACAUUAGUUUUACAACAAAAUGAUCUUGUUGUAACAUAUAAAGGACCUGGCAAAUCACAUAAAGAUGCAGCUAGUGUUCGUUCUGAUUAUCCUAUUCCACCAUUAACCGGUAUUUAUUAUUAUGAAGUGAGAGUUUUAAGUAAAGGUCGUGAUGGAUAUAUGGGAAUUGGUUUAUCGACAAGUGAUGUAAAUCUUAAUCGUUUACCAGGAUGGGAUAAAGGCUCAUAUGGUUAUCAUGGUGAUGAUGGACAUUCAUUUUGUUCAUCAGGCUCAGGUAUUGUCUAUGGACCAACAUUUACAACAGGUGAUUAUGUUGGUUGUUGUGUUAAUUUUCUUGAAAAUUCCUGUUUUUAUACACGUAAUGGUUAUAAUAUUGGUACAUCAUUCCGAGAUAUACCAACGGAAGUUUAUCCAACUGUUGGUUUACAAACACCCCAUGAAGCUAUUGAAGCUAACUUUGGUCUUACUCCAUUUAAAUUUGAUAUAGAAAAAUAUAUAGAUGAAUAUCGAGAAAAAACUCGCCGAGCAAUUGUUGAAUGUACAUUAAAAGAAGGCGAAUUACUACAUCAAAUACAAUUACGUCGUAUUGUAUCAACUUAUCUAGUUCAUUAUGGAUAUUGUGCUACAGCUGAGCAAUUUAAUAAAAAUGCUGAAAGUGUAUAUGCUGAUGAAUUAAAUUCUAUGAGAAAUCGACAACUUAUUCAACAUUUAAUUCUUGAUGGUCGUACAACCGAUGCAAUUGAUAAAACAAAAGAACUUUUUCCUACGUUACUCAAUGAUAAAAAUCUUUUAUUCGUACUCAAAGUUCGUCAGUUUAUUGAAAUGGUUAACGGAACUGAAAGUGAAAUACGUAAAACAUCAAUAGCAUCAUCAUCUUCAUCCUCAUCCAUAUCUCAGACAACAACAACAGAUGGUUCAUCUGACAAUAAUCUAACUUCUAAUAAUAAAAAUCGUUCGAACAGUCCGUCUUGUUCAUCAAAUAAAAAUUCUUCGUGUCCACCAUCAACAACAACUGAAUGUUCAUCAUCAACGAUAACAAAAACUCAUACAUCUUCUUCUUCACGUUCUCGUUCCCGUUCUAAUAGUCCAUAUACAUCAAGACGAACACAAAACAAUACCACAUCAGGAACAUCACAAAAUAGUAAUGGCACAUUGAAUUCAUCAUCUCAUCUCACAAGUGCAAAUAAUACAAAAGAUUUAUUACAAGAAAGUAAUAAUAAUGAAUCAAAUAAUCAUACAACAACAGUAAAUUCUUUGCCAUCGAAUACGAAUCCGAAUGCUGUUGUUAAUCUUAUGGAUAUCGAUGAUAAUCUUCAUAAUAAUAACAAUACAGCAAAUGGUUUUAGCAAUAAUCAUGGAACAGUAUCUCAUUCUGAUUCUUCUACGACAAAUCAAAUCACUAAUGGUCAUUUACAAUUAGAUAAUAAUAAUAGCAAUAAUCUAGUCAUUGAUCAUAAUAAAAAUAGUAAUGGAUGUUCAACGAAAUCUACUGAUAAUCUUGAUGGUAUGGAACAUGAUGGUUGUCUAGAUUCAACUCAUACAAUGGAUAUGGAAACAACAAUGUCAUCAGAUGUACAGAAAAAAUCCACAAUAAAAGAAGAUGAUCAACUUCUUGUUAGAAUAUUACAAUUUGGUCGAGAAUUACAUGCACUUAAACAACAAUUAAUAGCUGAACAUGGAGAUAAUCAACAGAAUGAUAAAAUGUUGCAGGAUGCAUUCAGUUUAUUAGCUUAUUCAGAACCUAAAUCAUCACCAUUAGCUCAUUUAUUAGAACCAUCUCAACGUGAAACUGUGUCUAGUGCAGUCAAUAGUGCUAUACUCGAAGCACAUGAUAUGCCAAGACAUCCAGCUCUUGAAGUACUUGUUGGUUAUCUACAUGAAUGUGACAAAUUAAUGCAUAAGAAUAAUAUACCAGAUUGUGCCUUUAUUGACUUGAACAAAUAUAUACGAUAA
This is a messenger RNA of Adineta steineri, 2157 nucleotides long. NCBI's taxonomy places the organism in Eukaryota, Metazoa, Rotifera, Eurotatoria, Adinetida, Adinetidae. The record is from the annotation of a GenBank genome assembly.